AUGGAUGAAGACAAGAACAACAUGUUGAGAUCAGUGUUCUUGUUUGGACUGCUAGGCCUUGCUCUCGCUGCUUCCAGCGACACCACUAAAGAGGAAGAUGACAAAAAGCCGCGUGUUAGUAGCAACCAGCCGGUAUAUUUUUCAUCUGCAUCCAGUGGAUCUUCUACAAGUGCAAAAGACUCUAAGGAGAACCAUCAGGCGCCCUCUGUUAACCAGGGAGGCCACUACUAUUAUUACUACCCUGUGCAGGAAAAACAGCAGUUAAAAGACAACAGUUAUUCUGUGUCUGAGCUUCAGCCGACGUAUGUCGCUUCUAGCUCUGGCUCCAGUUUCAAACCAGCCGGAACUACUAGCUUCGAUAAAAGUUCAGCCCAGGGCUCUUCAGGAUCAGAGAUCUACCAAGCUGCCGCGGACACUCAGGAUCUGAAUCCUACAGUCUAUGCUAGCCAGUUUUCAGGGUCCAGUUCCGGCCAGCUAGGAUCCUCAGGUCACGGCAGCGGCAUUAAUCAGUUAGUGACAGGGGUUUUUCCAGGUAAUACCGGAAACUACGUAGGCUACUUACCUUCCGCCAACAGUCUUAACUAUCAGUAUCCUAUUGGAUCUGGCAGCUACGGGCUUGGUCAGGGAAGUAGUAGUUACGGAUUUGGGUCAUUACUGAUGCAGGUGUUGGGUCUCCUUGGGCUAGGCCUUCUUAUACCCACAGUAACCAGCCUAACGGGAACCAGCGCCGCUACAUCCAGGAAGCAGGAAGAGUUAAACGUCUUCAGUGGUUUCGGGAAGAAACUUGAGAAGUACUACGCCAUCUAUCGGUCGGCUGUGGAAGAUGAAGACUGUAUGAAUAGAAUCAUCUGUGAACUUGGGAACGCUAUGAGUGACGUUAGAGGAAAAACAACUGUCAUAAAUGUUCUCGACCAGUUCGUACCGAAUUGGAUGGAGUCCAAAAUGGGCGUGUUCAAGGUGGCAGCUCUUUCUAGAGAAGUGGGCAAGUGCUCCAAGUAUCGUUGUAGAUGGUAGAUGGCAUCAUGUGCUGAGUUCGAACCGCGAAAAACAACGGUUAACUUGUAGCCAUCUCUUCAUUAUACCUUAACCAACCGGAAAAUCAAUUUGUCACGUGCGCUCAGAGCGGAACUGACAAACAUAACUAGUUAUAUAAACUCUGGCUAGCCUUAACGAUUUCAAAAACCUGUUUUGUAUCAACCUGGUUCCCGACUUUAAGGAAGAGGAAGUUUUUGUUCCCUGGGUUACAGAAGGUUUCGUUACCUUGAUAACGAUGGUUGACUGUACCUGUAGUUAAUGAAACUAGUUUGAUUUUAUCGAUGUUUAGAUAUGGAGUUAAGGAUGUACACGUUGCAGUAAUGACUAGAUGAAAAUAUGUAGUUUCACUCUCAGGUCUUCUUUUUCUUCUUGGAAUUCAGUCUCGUGAUUGAACGUAGUUCUAUAGAGUUGAUAUUUACAGCCAACUUAAGACUUUUUCAGGGCAACAAAUCACCAGGUCGCGCUCAUAACAACAAAAUCGCGUAGGAUCAAAGAUGCUUGAUAAAUCACAUUAAAAAAAGAAAAAAAACCCUAGCGCUUUUGUUCCAAUUAGACCUGUUUUUAUAAAACCCUAGCACUUUUGCUUGAUGAAUAAAACUCUAGCAGGGGCGUAUAUUCCAUAUAUACAAAAAGGCAGGUGCUCACACAAAACUUGUUGGCCGUUUUCACACGUAAUUAAUAUGUGAGUCGACAGUUUAUAUUCCUAAUGCUUACAAAAGUACCUAAAUGUUCACGUACCUAUAUAAAUAAAAGCAGCUUAGGAGAAAUGAACAUUAACGUUCUGUGAUUGCCAUAAUACCUGAUAGAUGUAAUAGCUGGUUUUAUUUAAAACAUGCAGUCGUUAGUGUUUCAUCGAUGUUUUUAUACUUUAUUCACUUAUGAUCGUAUUCAUCAUGGCAUUGUGCCCACACAGUUUGUUUGAAAUAUAUGCCCCUGUCUAGUGCUUUAGCCAGAUGAACCUGGACUUUUCAGGGGUAAAACCAGGACAUUCUUAGUUAGGUGCAACUUACAAAGAAAACGUAAUUUAAAUUAAAAUGAAAUAUCACUUUUGCAAGGUCACACAGACACAAGGAUCUAACAAAUCAUACUGUAAAGUUGAUAAAAUAAAGUAUUUUUAUUUCUACACACACAAAAAAAAAUGUUUUUUUUAUCAUAAUGGUUAGUAUUCAAUCAGUGAAGAAAGUUUUACACAUAAACAUCACAAUCACCAUUAGGUCUAAAAACAGACUCGUCAUGGUUGAGGUACCAGUGUACUAGUACAUUUGUAUAUAGCUGUAGUAAGUGUUGUUCAAACUUUUAACGUAUCAGUGUAGAAACUUUGUUUUUAUUUAUUUACUCUAUAAUUUGCAUAUGUGGAAUAUUGUAACUACGUUGUGUGAAAUUUGACUCUGAAAUGGAAGAGUUUUUAAAUGUGAUGUUCUAAU
Molecule: messenger RNA, 2459 nt
Organism: Limulus polyphemus (Atlantic horseshoe crab)
Lineage: Eukaryota; Metazoa; Arthropoda; Merostomata; Xiphosura; Limulidae
Exons: 3
Coding region: 1-1014 (337 amino acids)
Source: RefSeq, a predicted model, not a curated record